Tachyglossus aculeatus (Australian echidna) is the source of this 2446-nucleotide messenger RNA. RefSeq names its product cyclin J (gene CCNJ). The record is from RefSeq and is a predicted model, not a curated record. Bases 69 to 1211 code for a protein of 380 amino acids. Gene Ontology annotation, molecular function: cyclin-dependent protein serine/threonine kinase regulator activity. Gene Ontology annotation, biological process: regulation of cyclin-dependent protein serine/threonine kinase activity; mitotic cell cycle phase transition. Lineage: Eukaryota; Metazoa; Chordata; Mammalia; Monotremata; Tachyglossidae. The transcript has 6 exons. Gene Ontology annotation, cellular component: nucleus; cytoplasm; cyclin-dependent protein kinase holoenzyme complex.
CGACCUCUGACUUUGCAGCACAUGCAUACUGCAGCAGCAGCGUCCAGCCGAGCGUCCCGUGCCGUCCCAUGGAGCUGGAAGGGCAGUGGUGGAAAGGACAGCUGGCUGCCGAUAUCCAUCAAGCGCUUCGCUACAAGGAGCUGAAGUUGCCCUCAUAUAAAGGCCAGUCGCCGCAGCUGAAUCUCAGGCGGUAUUUUGCAGACCUCAUUGCCAUUGUGAGCAAUCGUUUCACACUGUGCCCUUCUGCCCGGCAUCUCGCUGUCUACUUGCUGGACCUCUUUAUGGAUCGCUACGACAUUUCAAUUCAACAGCUGCACGUAGUUGCCCUCUCCUGCUUGCUUCUUGCGAGUAAAUUUGAAGAAAAGGAAGAUAGAGUUCCGAAACUAGAGCAACUGAACAGCCUGGGUUGUAUGACUAAUAUGAAUCUAGUGUUAACCAAACAAAACCUGCUGCACAUGGAACUCUUGUUGCUCGAAACGUUUCAGUGGAACCUCUGCCUUCCAACAGCCGCUCACUUCAUCGAUUACUAUCUCGCCGAGGCCGUUCACGAAACGGACCUGCACGACGGCUGGCCCAUGGUUUGUUUGGAAAAAACCAAGCUGUACAUGGCAAAAUAUGCUGACUAUUUUCUGGAAGUCUCUUUGCAAGAUCAUGCAUUUCUAAAUUAUGCACCUUCUUUAGUAGCUGCUGCAUGUGUGGCAUCUUCAAGGAUUAUUCUACGUCUGUCCCCAACAUGGCCUGCUAGACUGCACCGUCGUACGGCUUACUCCUGGGACUUUCUGGUGCCAUGUAUUGAACGGUUAUUGAUCGCGCAUGAUAACGACGUGAAAGAAGCCAGCAAGCCAAAAGGGCCCCCGGGGCCGCAGCCGACGCAGCAGAAUGCGUUCCAGCCCGCGUCGCACCCGUCCAGGCCUCCUGGUCACCUUCAGCCGCAUCAGUAUCUCCAACAGGCGCGUCAGACUUCCUUGCAGUAUCGUCACCCGGCAUCGCAGCAGCAGAACUGCCAGCAGAUAGUCUCCACAACUCACACCUCCUCGUACACAUUACAGACUUGCCCGGCCAGCGUGCAGGGCCGAGGGCACGUCCAGACCGGCGUUGGUAUGUCGUUAGCUCUCCCCGUAGAAGUCAAGCCGUGUCUUAGCGUCUCCUAUAAUCGGAGUUAUCAGAUAAACGAGCACUACCCGUGUGUUACUCCUUGCUUUGAAAGGUGAUUCCGUGCCAAAGCUCUCAUUGAUCCAGACUUUCUGCCGUGAGUUUCAGAAACUCUAGGACCGCGACAAAAAAGAAAUAGAUAAAGAAAAGCCAAACUGAAUAUACCAAACCAGCAUUUCAGGUACAGAAUCCAAGUAUGAUUGACUACAAAAGAAUUUUGUUCAAUGUGUUGCGUGCAAUGCACAGUGGAGGACUGGACAAAUACUUUUAGCACUUGAAUAUGGGAUUAAAAUCUAGGCUUGCGAGGCCUGGUGUUGACAUCUGUUGUAAGGAAAAGAAGCAUUUUCUGUGGACUUGCCAGCUAGCCUCUCCUAUGAAGAAGAUUUGCAGUAUUAAUCUUGGAGGCUGCGUGUGUGUGGGUGUGUGUGGGUGUAAAUUACCCAGUAGAAGUAAUAUACUGCGUAAAAUUAUGUUGCGAUUAUUAACUUUGGAUGCAUUCAACUACUUGGAACCAACAGAAUGCUCUGUUUGCCAGCACGAGGCCAGCGCUGUAGAGAAAUAGCCAUUUUGCCGAUGAGAAUGAUUCCACACCACCUUCCCAACACCAGGGUUUCAUUUCUAUGGGAUAAGAGAAUGAUUCCACAACACCUUCCCGACACCAGGGUUUCAUUUCUAUGGGAUACGUCAGAUCAUCGUGUGACUUCGUGGGUUAACACUUUUGAAAAUCGUGCUCUCUAACUGUUUUGUAACAUGCCAACUCAGGGAAUUUGCACUGGUUGUGAACACUUAAUUUUGUAAUCUAGGGUGAUUCAGGACCUCCAGUGUAAGGUACCGUCAUAACUUCGAAGCGUUUUUAAAUUGCAUUCAAUCAGUUCUGCCAUAAUGCAGGUUUUGCCAUUCGCAUUUUGGCUGGGGCACAGUCAGGGAGCGUAUCUCUGACAACGUGAGCCCUUUUGGGCUCAGCAGGCUACUUCAGUGAAGAAACACCAGCAUCGGAAGAGGUGAGUACCAUAGCGUGCGUCUUCCUUACCGUGAGAGUUCGUAAGGAUGCUUCUAGGAGAAUCAGGGGCACUUAAAUGUGGGCCUCAACUAACAGAACAGAGAGCAUGGUGGCACAGAACUGAUAUGAGUGUUCAUUCCUGUGGUUCUUAAGCUUUUCUCUUUUGGGGGCUAUUAGUGGUAGUCACCCCUGAGCUCAUCAACACUCCAUUUAUUUUUAUUUUUCUUUUUUAAAUAAAGAAAAGGUACAGGUAUUUAAAAAAAAAACUAGGACUAAAAUGUUACCUUUCGUGGG